This is a messenger RNA of Saccostrea cuccullata (small rock oyster), 1578 nucleotides long. RefSeq lists its product as uncharacterized. The transcript is spliced from 2 exons. Bases 1 to 1578 code for a protein of 525 amino acids. Lineage: Eukaryota; Metazoa; Mollusca; Bivalvia; Ostreida; Ostreidae. Gene Ontology annotation, molecular function: zinc ion binding. The record is from RefSeq and is a predicted model, not a curated record.
AUGGCCGACACGCAAAUACCAGUCAGCGGAGAACUAUUAAAACCGAGAUGUGAUGUACACUGCAGGGACCUGCUCCCCCUUUUCUGUAGGUCCUGUGAUCAGCCUAUAUGCAGUGAUUGUGUAACUCUUGGUCAACACGCUGGACAUCAACUAUGUGAGAUCUCAGAAGUAGUACAACUUCAUCAGAGUGAAUUACAGGAAGUUUUAAAAACUGAAAAGACAACUCCGUUUCUAAGGAAAAUCCUUGCUGAUAGUAAAGAGAAACAGAAGUGUCUUGCUGUUCACACGGAAAAUCUCCUUCGCAGUGUUAUUAACAGAGAGGAGGAAAUUUGUGAAAUGGUGAGACAAUGGAGGGAGAAAAUGGUGGGGAGAGUUAUGACGUUCAGAGACACUUAUGAGAAUUCUUUGAGGAAAGAACAGUCCUUAAUUCAUGCUUUACUGCAUCUCAAAGAAGGCUUCCAGUUCGAUUCCGAGGAGAGGAAAUUGGAGAUCACGUACUUGAAUUGCAAAACAAAACGUUUUCUGAGCGAUAAAGCAUAUUUAUCAGAUGUUGGAUCUACUUGCCACUUUGAAAAGGGAACUCUAAAUGGUGAUUCAACUGAUGUGUUCGGAAACAUUUCAGAGGUUGAAACCUCAUCAGAUGCAAUUUCGCUUAGUCAAAAUGAAGAAAAUGAACAAAAAGAAGAGCUUGUAGAAGAAGAGGAAAAAUUCCAUGACUGUAUAGAAUUACCAAGGACCUAUCAAGCUGGCGAAGCAUCUAUACAAGGCAUCAUACCCAUAGACAGUACCAGCGUUGUUCUGCAAAUCUCCAACACGGUCUGUCGUUGUAACAUCGAGGGAGAAAAAUUUUGUAAGUCUACGAUUUUGGAAUGUGUUCAUCAGAUUGCUCAUAUACCUGCUUCUGGAGAUAUUCUUGCGAUAAUGGAAGACCAAAAGGAAAUAAGACGUAUUUCAACAUUAAAAAGUAAGGUGAUUACAAAGUUCAUUAAUACUGACCAAACAAAAGAUUACUUCUGUUGUCUGACUGCUGGAGGGAAAGAAGCUUACGCUUGUGUAGUUAUACAUUCAAGUUAUAUCAAUUCUAUAGCUAGUCAUGUAAAUUUAUUGAAUGAUGACGGAGUGAUUCUGAAGAAAAUUGAAACGUCCACCUCUUACUGUAUAAGAAUAAUGUACUAUGAUGGAUUCUUUCUUCUUAUUUCAUCCGGUUCUCAUCCUCAGGUUGAAAGGAUUGAUUUAAUAAGACAAUCUCCAAUGAUAAGGUAUUAUAAAAAAUAUCGUGGAUCAGUUGGAAGCUCCCCGGAAUUAAGAUUUCGACCAACAGACUUGACACUAGAUAGUCAAAACAAUGUAUUAGUAGCUGUCUAUAACGACAAUGCUAUACAUCUGUUGGACAAAUCCUUGACUUUCCAGAAACUUCUGAUGACUGAAGAGGAUGGAUUACGUCAGCCUACUGCUAUUGCUAUAGAUACCAUUGGUUACUUGUGGGUGGGAUGUGAAAAUGGACAAACACACAGGAUUAACUAUCAGUAUCUCCUCAGUACAAACUUGAGUAAACAAAGCCAUCUCCUUGAUGUAUAA